AUGUCUUCCGAUCAAGAUGCGGGUCACCGCAAGCGGCGUCGCUCAACCUCUCGCGGCCCACUGGACCCAUCGUCUCCGUGGGGCACAACGUUUGGCGCGAGCGAUGGUGGAGACAGCGCGCCGGAACGAGCUUCCUCAAUUCCUCCCAGCUCGCUUCCGACGUCGAGUCCUCCGGGCGCUAUGUCCGACUUUACCGGCGAUGAUGAGCAGAGUGUUGUUGAUGAUGCUGUUGCAGAUCUUGACGAGGGCGCGGACGAUGACGAAGGCGAAGACUUAUUCGGCGAUUCCAUGGAAGCUGACUAUACCGAGAACCCUGAGUUAGACCAGUACGAGAAUGUGCUAAUCAACGACGAGGAUGUUGGCGCGAUAGAUACGGAAGCGCGGCAGCUCGCCGAGCUCCGCAUGGCGCGCCGCGACAGGGCCGAAGGCAAAGGGCGCAUAUCGCGACGUGCGCCCGACUUUUUGCAGAGCGACGACGCCAGUGACGACGGGAUUCUUCCACGCCGGCGGCGUCGGCACUAUGACGAGGCAGUCGAUGAUGAAGCUAUGGCUGAUGCAAUUCCUCUCGAGCAGCUUGGCGAUGUCAAGGCCGACAGCAUUGCGAGUUGGGUCGCUACGGAGAAUGUACGCCGCACGAUUGUGCGCGAGUUUCGCAAUUUUUUGGUGACCUACAUCGACGACCAGGGUGUGAGUGUGUACGGCCAGCGGAUCAAAACGCUCGGUGAGCUGAACCUGGAGUCGCUCGAGAUUUCGUUCCUCCAGCUGGUCGACGCAAAAGCGAUUCUAGCCUACUUUCUCGCCAACUCUCCUGCGAGUAUUUUGCCCAUUUUUGACGAGGUCGCGUUCGACGUCGUGCUGCUCUACUACCCCAGUUACGACCGAAUCCACCCCGAGAUCCACGUGCGUGUUGCUGAUCUGCCCACUUCGUAUUCACUGCGCGAUCUCCGGCAGAGCAAUCUAAACUCGCUUGUGCGUGUGAGCGGUGUAGUGACGCGGCGCUCGGGCGUCUUUCCCCAGCUCAAGUACGUCAAGUUUGACUGCCUCAACUGCGGCGAAGUGCUUGGCCCCUUUUACCAGGACGCGACCCAGGAGGUGAAGAUCAGCUACUGUAGUAAUUGCGGCCGGCGCGGGCCUUUUCGAGUGAACUCGGAGCAGACUGUGUACCGCAACUACCAGAAAAUGACGCUGCAAGAGUCGCCAGGGACUGUGCCGGCGGGCCGUCUCCCUAGGCACCGCGAAGUUGUCCUGCUCUGGGAUCUGGUCGAUGCAGUCAAGCCCGGCGAGGAAAUUGAGGUCACUGGCAUUUACCGCAACAAUUUCGACGCAGCGCUGAAUACCAAGAAUGGCUUUCCCGUCUUUGCGACGAUCUUGGAAGCGAAUCAUAUUGCAAAACGCGACGAUGCUUUUGCCGCAUUCCGCCUCACCGAAGACGACGAAGCAGCCAUCCGCGCACUCGCACGCGACGACCGCAUCGGAAAACGCAUCGUAAAAAGCAUUGCGCCGAGCAUUUACGGCCAUCCCACAAUCAAGACGUCGCUUGCAUUAAGCUUGUUUGGCGGUGUAGGCAAAGACGUGGGCGGAAAGCACAGGAUCCGUGGCGAUAUCAACGUCCUCCUCCUCGGUGAUCCCGGCACGGCCAAAUCGCAGUUUUUGAAAUACGUAGAAAAAACGGCGAGCCGGGCGGUGUUCACUACGGGCCAAGGCGCAUCUGCCGUGGGUCUUACGGCAAGUGUGCGCCGCGAUCCUGUUACUAGGGAAUGGACGCUGGAAGGCGGUGCGUUGGUCCUAGCGGACAAAGGCGUGUGCCUCAUUGACGAGUUUGACAAGAUGAACGACGCGGACCGCACUUCUAUCCACGAGGCGAUGGAGCAGCAAAGCAUCUCGAUCAGCAAGGCAGGAAUUGUCACGACACUGCAGGCGCGAUGCGCGAUUGCCGCUGCUGCGAAUCCCAUCCGCGGGCGGUACAAUCCCACGCUGCCGUUCAGCCAAAAUGUGGAGCUCUCGGAGCCCAUCUUGAGUCGAUUUGAUGUCCUGUGUGUUGUGAAAGACAUUGUCGACCCCGUGCAGGACGAAAUGCUCGCGCGGUUCGUUGUCAGCUCGCAUUUGCGCGCGCAUCCCCUAUUUGAUCCUGAGGUUGACGAGGCGCGCGCAGCAACGACGUGGGACGCAGACAUUAUUCCGCAGGAUAUGUUGCGCAAGUACAUUACUUAUGCGCGGGAUCGCAUUCAUCCACGGCUUGAUUCUCUGGACGAGGAUCGACUCACACGUUUGUACGUGGAUUUACGGCGCGAGAGCAUGAAUACGGGUUCGUAUCCUAUCACUGUGCGUCAUCUUGAGAGCAUGAUUCGUAUGGCGGAAGCAAGUGCAAAGAUGCAUUUGCGUGACUACGUCCGUACGGACGAUAUCGAUGUGGCAAUCCGCACCAUGGUCGAGAGCUUUGUGAACGCGCAGAAAAUGAGCGUGAAGCGUGCACUGGAGCGUGGAUUCCGCAAGUAUAUUCACAAAGCGCGCGAUCGCGACGAGCUGCUUGCGUUCCUGCUCGGCGGGAUCGUCAAGGACCGCAUGCGGUUCAACCAGUACGGCAGCAGACGGCGUGCAGACACGCCCACGACCAUCACUGUGCCGCUGCCCGAGUUUGAGAAGCGCGCGCGGGAGCUCGACAUUUUCGAUGUGCGCCCGUUUUUGCUGAGCCGUGUAUUCAAGUCGAAUGGGUACAUCUGGGCCGAGGCCGAGGAGACGAUCACGAAACGAUUCGGAGUGUCCGACUAG
Messenger RNA from Malassezia vespertilionis, 2769 nucleotides. RefSeq names its product DNA helicase (gene MCM2). Gene Ontology annotation, cellular component: nucleus; MCM complex. Gene Ontology annotation, molecular function: 3'-5' DNA helicase activity; single-stranded DNA helicase activity; single-stranded DNA binding. Gene Ontology annotation, biological process: double-strand break repair via break-induced replication; DNA replication; mitotic DNA replication initiation. The record is from RefSeq and is a predicted model, not a curated record. The coding region runs from base 1 to 2769 and encodes 922 amino acids. The transcript is spliced from 3 exons. NCBI's taxonomy places the organism in Eukaryota, Fungi, Basidiomycota, Malasseziomycetes, Malasseziales, Malasseziaceae.